Messenger RNA from Rosa chinensis, 4374 nucleotides. RefSeq names its product probable disease resistance protein At4g27220. NCBI's taxonomy places the organism in Eukaryota, Viridiplantae, Streptophyta, Magnoliopsida, Rosales, Rosaceae. Gene Ontology annotation, biological process: signal transduction. The coding region runs from base 197 to 3667 and encodes 1156 amino acids. The transcript has 5 exons. The record is from RefSeq and is a predicted model, not a curated record. Gene Ontology annotation, molecular function: ADP binding; protein binding.
UCAAGUCAACCAAAACAGAAAUAGAAGCACAGACGGACUUCCAGUCGUUUGGGCAGAGACAGUCAUAAACUCAUAAUCGUUUCUUCAAUCACUGGCGAGGUGAGGACGAAAUCGCCAUUACUGGCUUGCUGCGAUCCUUAGAUUGGAGCAGUUUUUCAGGAGUUGUUUUGAAUGAUAUAUUAACUUGAUAAGUUACAUGGUUGUAAAGCCUGAGCCAAUGUCGGAGGAUAAUCAAGAACCGGUUGAUGUUGAUGCCUCUGCAUCUCUUCCUUCAUCAUCAGCUCCUCGGUGGAAGCAUGAUGUGUUUUUGAGUUUCAGGGGUGCAGACGCUCGCAAGGGUAUUGCAUUUGAGUUAUACGAUCGACUGCAGAACAGGAGAGGAAUCAAAACAUUCAUGGAUGACCAUGACCUUCAAGUAGGGGAUGUUAUUUCUCCCACUCUCCUAACGGCAAUUAAAGAAUCAAGGUUUGCAAUUAUUGUUCUCUCUCAAAACUACGCCUCUUCCACUUGGUGUUUGGAGGAACUUAGAAACAUCUGUGAGUGCAUGGAAGAAGACAACAAUAGAAUUCUGCCACUUUUUUAUUAUGUGGAUCCUACUGAUGUACGAUAUCAGAAGAGGAGUUUCGGAGAUGCUUUUACUAGGCAUGAAAAAUCACAGCGACACAGAUCAGAGAAGGUGCAGCAGUGGAGAGAUGCUUUAAAAAAAGUGGCAAAUUUCUCUGGAUGGCAUACACUGAAUUAUAAAACUGAAAGAGAACUUUUGGAUGCCAUUGAGGAAUCUGUGUCCAAUAAAUUACGACCUACUGAACUUGAGUUUAAAAUGUCCAUUGGAGGUUUUGAAGAAUUUGCAGCAACAAAACAAGCCAUUGAUGAGGUUAUGAAUGCACUAAAAGAUGAUGAGGCCACUACCAUUGGAGUCUACAGAAUGGGGGGCGUUGGAAAGACGACAAUGGUGAAAUAUGUGGGAGCACAAGCCCAAAAAAGUAGGCUUUUUAAUCAAGUGAUUAUGGCUGUCGUAUCCCAAAACCCCGACUUGAUGAAAAUUCAAGAGACAUUUGCCGAACUGCUGGGCUUUAAAUUGGAGGAGAAGACAGAAAUUGGAAGAUCCAUUAAAUUGAAGGAUAAGAUAAUGAGAGGAACUGGGAUCCUCAUAAUCUUGGAUGACAUUUGGAAGAGAAUAGACUUUUCAGACAUUGGAAUUCCGAGCCACAACGAACUUCAAAAAUGCAAUUCCAAAGUCCUACUGACCACCAGAAAAUCGAGAGUUUGUAAUACCAUGAAGAGCCAUGCAAAAAUUCAUCUCAAUACCUUAUCAGAAGAAGAUGCUCGGAGCUUAUUUGUGAAGGAAGCAGGGAAGUCUUUUGACAAAUCUUCCAAUUUCUAUGAUGUAGCGAGUGAGGUGGCAAGAGAAUGCGCCGGUCUACCGGUUGCUUUGGUAGCAGUUGCGAGGGCCCUUCGAGAUGAAGGUUUGGACGGAUGGAAACAAGCUGCUCGACGACUAAAAGCGUCUCAACCUCCCAUCCCUGAAGAUGAGGGCGAUGUGUUCAAAUGCAUAAAGUUAAGCUAUGAUUACUUGAAAUCUAAUGAUUCCAAAUCAUGCUUCUUGCUUUGCUGCCUGUUCCCAGAAGAUUAUGAUAUCCCAAUUGACUACCUGUUCAAGUAUGGAGUUGGGAAAGGGAUGUUUCAAGAUUCAAACUUGCUAGAUGCCCGAGCCACAACAUAUUUAGUGGUGAAGGCCCUUAAAGAUUCUAGCUUGCUUUUGGACGCUGAAGAUGACAGAUGCGUAAAGAUGCAUGAUGUCAUUCGGGAUAUGGCAAUCUCAAUUUCGUUAUCGGAAGGCCAGCGGGUCUUGGUGAAAGCUGGCUGUGAAUUGAAGAAUUGGCCACAGAUUGAUGCACAUAAAGGCUACUCUGGAAUCUCACUAAUGGUGAACAAAAUUUGCAAGCUACCCCAAGAGUUGGUAUGUCCAAAUCUCCAGAUUUUAUUACUGCAACACAAUGCUUCAUUAAAUGAUAUCCCAAACUCUUUCUUCCAAAGUCAGAAAGAAUUAAGGGUCUUAGAUCUUAGCCGCACUGGUAUUUCAUUACUACCGCAAUCAAUCAAUUUCCUAACCAAUCUUCAAGCUUUGUAUUUAGAUCAUUGCAACAGCAUAAUUGACAUUUCUGUAAUCGGAAAACUUAACAAGCUUGAGAUUCUUAGUAUGAGAGGAAUUGCUCUGAGAGAAUUUCCAAGAGAAAUAGGACAAUUGACCAAUCUAAGGAUGUUAGAUGUCAGUGCUGAAUUUAAUCCACGGACACAGAGAUUUGAUGGACGUAUUGCCACACUUCCAUCUGAAGUGAUAUCAAAGUUGCAUAGAUUAGAAGAACUGUACAUGCAAUGUACAUUUUCGGACUGGAGGAGUAACAUUGAUGGAGAAGGGGAUGGAUUCUCCGAGAGCUUGGAGAGUGAUACUGAUGGAGAAGGGGAAGAAACUAAUAUUGGCUUUGAUGAAUUAGUUGGUUUAUCAUAUUUAAGCAUUCUGAAAGUUUGCAUAUCAGAUGGAAAUUGCAUCCCUAGAAGUAUUGAGGUUGAACCGAAUUGGGUUUACUUCAGUAUUAGUAUUGGCAGCUGCAAUGAUAUAGCGAGACAUAGUAAGAACAUUCCAUCCGGUCAUAAUUUUAGAUCCUUGAGUCUUGAUAGUACUGACACAACCAUAGGAACCUUUCCAGACUGGUUUGUCAACGCUGUUGUAAAGAAUACUGAGGGGCUACAGUAUAAAGACUGCAGAGGGUUAAGUAACAUUCUUGUGGAAUAUGACCAUGGGAGGUUACAUGGACUGAAAGUUCUCUCUGUAAUUGGUCGCUGUGAGAACCUGAAAGAGUUGAUGAACGCCAUAACAUGUGUUCCUGAUAAGCCUGUGUUUGAGAACAUGGAAGAGUUGCAUCUGCAAGAGCUGAAUGACCUGGAGGAGUUAUGUGUUGGUGAGUUACCAGCUGGAUCUCUCUGGAGUCUGAAAUUACUGAAGGUCAGUCGGUGUCCUAAUUUGGGAAAUGUACUGUUGCCAUCAAAAUUGUUGCAGAAACUACCAAAUCUGGAAAAACUAAUCUGUGAGACAAGUGGAGUGGAAUAUAUUUUUGGAUGUGAAGGAUUUGAGCCGGAUCAAACAAAUCUGAGAGAGAUGGAGUUAUGGGAUCUAGAUGUAAUAAGAAGCAUAUGUAAUGGUCCUGCCCCACGUGGAAUGUUCCAGACUCUAAAGGAAUUGGCCAUAUAUAAUUGCAACUUCCAGGGAAGCCUCUUCACAUUUGAUGUCGCUCAGUGUCUUUUUCAAUUGGAAAAGCUUACUGUAGUCAAAUGCCCUCUGUUGGAAGGAGUAAUCGAAGCAAGGAGGGAAACAUUGAACAACAAGAAGACCGUUCUUCCAAAAUUGAAGAACUUACGUUUGCAUAGUCUUCCAAUGUUGUACAAGGGAAGUGCUACUAUUGAUUUUGAGUGUCCUUCAUUGGAAGACUUGCAUCUGCAGGACUGCCCCCACUUGUCAUUUCCAUCCUCUGCUUCUGCUUCUGACUACUUCCACAGCAGGAACCAAGUCCUUUUCAAUGAUAGGCGUCAUCGCGUUGAUUUAAUAACUAUACGGGCAGCCAAUUUAUUUAUGUACAAAAUGAAUGCACCGAAGUUGAAGAACACUUGAAGUUGUCCUUCAUUUGGAACAUUUGCAUGUGAGGAAUUGCCCCCAGUUUUCCUCUGCUUCUGAUUAUUUCUACAGCAAGUCCAAUAUUAUCAUCAACAAUUCAAGUUUAUGGGUUAAGGGGAAUCAAGAUAUCAAAUUGGCUCAUAUAAUUGAAAGUAUUGAAGGGGUGUAGAUGGAGUCUCAUGGCAAGUCACUCAAGAUAUAUGCACCAUACAUACUUUUGAUGCAAACAUUUGGUUUGUUGUUACUUUAAGUAGUGAAACUGAUAAGUCAUUCCAAAUUACAAGUUAUUGACUGCAGUUUCCGAGUCUACCCACCCCAGUAACAGAGGCAUUUAAUCUAGCUGACGAUAUUCUACGACAAGGUGUUUGUGGUAUCUCUGAUAUAAUCACGUAUGUGAUCUUUAAAGAUGUUGUAAUUAUGACCUCUAUCUUGAUGUUAAGUACAGUAUAAUUAGACAAAAAAAGGAAAGCAAAGAAAAAAUUUAAAAGGAAAAUGAGAAUGAAUGCCGAUGUGUCCUAUCAGGAAAUAACCUUCUACUUCUUUGUUCAUAUACUACAUCCAGUAAGAGUGCUUGACAGUCUCUAAGAUAGGCAUCUCAAUGCUUUCUCUAAUCUGUACAUCGUAAGGACUCCUGUAGUUCUGUAUGAUUACUUAUUACUCUUUUCAUGGCUUAAAUAUUAUUAUUCUUAAAAGGAUUUAUAGUA